Messenger RNA from Symbiodinium necroappetens, 333 nucleotides. NCBI's taxonomy places the organism in Eukaryota, Dinophyceae, Suessiales, Symbiodiniaceae. The record is from the annotation of a GenBank genome assembly.
AUGGCUGCUCCAACUGCGGGUCCUGAUCAGACAGGGGUGGACACCGGAAGUCAGCUGCGGGAAUGGGAUGCUACAGAUUCCUUCAUUAGCCCUCGCCGUGAGGCGCGGAUAGAAGCAAAUGCCCUCCAGCGCUUGUCUCGGGACGCACAUACCCUGUCGCAAGCCACCGACCAAAUGGCUUCGAUGAUCCACACGGAGACGUUCGAUGUGGUCGAGGAACGCGUUCGGCAGACCGUGGAGGACUCACAGGAUGUGGUAGAGACCCUGAAAGACGUGGCGAUAGGCAAAUCUCGGUCACGCGUUCUGAGCUCAGCUGUCCCACAUUGGGGGUAG